AGGGGGUUAUAAACCUCCGCAACCGUGAAGCAUGCCUUCCAGAACAUUCAGACUGUUUACCGAAGAGCUGCGAUCUCGUCAGAUAUCGUAUCCGAUAUAUUGAUAUCUUAGAACUGCUUCUAAAUACUUUAAUAUAAAGUUUAUCAUGGCUCUUCCAAUACCUAAAUCUCUUUUACAGUCAAUGAUGAAGGAAGGUGCAAAGUCAUAUAGGGGACUUGAAGAAGCAGUGUACAGGAAUAUAAGUGCUUGUCAGGAGCUUACUAAAAUAUUACGUUCUUCUUAUGGACCAAAUGGAAUGAAUAAAAUGGUCAUCAACCAUCUUGACAAACUUUUUGUUACUAGUGAUGCUGCUACACUAUUAAAAGAGCUUGAGGUACAACACCCAGCUGCUAAGUUACUUUUAUUUGCUUCACAAAUGCAAGAACAAGAGAUAGGAGAUGGGACUAAUUGGGUUCUUAUAUUUGCAGGUGCAUUGUUGGGAAGUGCUGAAGAACUUCUAAAAAUGGGUAUGUCUCCUGCUGAAGUAAUUGAAGGAUAUGAAAUGGCAUGUAAAAAAGCUUUAGAAAUUUUACCCGACUUAGUCAGUUAUACUGUAACUAACCUAAGAGAUGUUAAAGAAGUAGCAAGCGCUAUAAAACCAGUUUUGUCAAGUAAACAGUAUGGAAAUGACAGUUUCUUAUCAGAUCUGAUUGCCAGAGCUUGCUUAAUGGUUUACCCCCAAAGUGGUCAUUUUAAUGUAGAUAAUGUUCGUGUUCAAAAAAUCAUGGGUGCAGGCGUUUUUUCAUCAGAUAUUGUUCAUGGAAUGGUAUUUAAACGCAAUGUAGAAGGAAAUGUAACAAAAGUAAAAGAUGCUAAGAUUUGUGUUCUUUCUUGCCCGUUAGACUCAAUGGCAACUGAAACUAAGGGUACAGUACUUAUUAAAAAUGCUGAAGAAUUAAUGGACUUUAGUAAAGGAGAAGAAAAUUUACUAGAAGCUCAAAUAAAAUCAAUAGCAGACACUGGCUGUAAUGUUAUUGUAACUGGUGGUAAAGCAGCUGAUAUGGCUGUUCAUUUUUGUAACAAGUAUAACAUUAUGGUAGUUCGACUUCUUUCAAAGUUUGAUUUAAGGAGGUUGUGUAAAGCUAUUCAAGCUACUGCACUUCCUUUAAUGACUCCCCCUACACCUGAAGAAGCUGGUCGAUGUGAUGAUGUCUUUUUAUCUGAAAUUGGAGAUACACCUGUUGUUGUAUUCAAACAAGAUCGUGAAGACAAUGCUGUUGCUACUAUUGUCAUUCGAGGUGCAACUGCCAAUGUAAUGGAUGACAUUGAAAGAGCAAUUGAUGAUGGGGUCAAUUGUUUUAAAUCUUUGACCAGAGAUGCCCGCAUGGUACCUGGUGCAGGAGCUGUUGAAAUAGAACUUGCACAACGAUUAGCUAGCUAUGGGCAGACCAUACCCGGUUUGGAGCAAUAUGCUAUUAAAAAGUUUGCUGAAGCAUUUGAAGUUGUGCCGCGUACUAUGGCUGAAAACGCGGGUAUUAAAGCUACUGAGUUAGUUUCAAAUUUAUAUGCUGCCCAUGCCUCUGGAGGAAAAAACAUUGGCUUUGACAUUGAGGGUGAAAAUGCUGCAACAAUUGAUGUUCAGGAAGCAAAAAUAUUAGAUUCAUUCUUAGUAAAAUAUUGGGCAUUAAAGUUUUCAAGUAAUGCUGCUUGUACAGUACUUCGAGUAGAUCAGAUAAUUAUGGCAAAACAAGCUGGCGGACCAAAAGCAAAGGAGAACCCUGAUUGGGAUGAAGAUUAAAUCAGUUCAAAGAAGUCAACUCGAUGGUUUUGAUUAAAAAAAGUCCUAUUGCCCAAAGCUCCUAACUUUUAUUGUCAUGACCAACAUCGUCAGCCUAGUCUUAAAUUCUUGAGUUACUCGUUGCCACAGAAUAUUUUAGGCUACCAAUAGAUAUUUGUUUUUAUAUCAACAAAUUAAAAGUGAA
Messenger RNA from Hydra vulgaris (swiftwater hydra), 1961 nucleotides. Its product is annotated as T-complex protein 1 subunit theta. Gene Ontology annotation, cellular component: chaperonin-containing T-complex. Gene Ontology annotation, biological process: protein folding. The record is from RefSeq and is a predicted model, not a curated record. Lineage: Eukaryota; Metazoa; Cnidaria; Hydrozoa; Anthoathecata; Hydridae. Gene Ontology annotation, molecular function: ATP-dependent protein folding chaperone; ATP binding; ATP hydrolysis activity.